This is a messenger RNA of Hydra vulgaris (swiftwater hydra), 1959 nucleotides long. Lineage: Eukaryota; Metazoa; Cnidaria; Hydrozoa; Anthoathecata; Hydridae. The record is from RefSeq and is a predicted model, not a curated record.
AUGCAACAAGUUAAUCAUACUGCUGGUAGUUCACAGGAGUCUAAAAUUUGUCAAACAUCUGUAAUGUUAAAGUCAUAUGAUAAAGAUGAAGCAAAUGAAAUGUUAAAAAAAGCAAAUAUUGGAACAAUGGAUUUAAAUGCAGAAGAAAUGGUGGUUAAAUUCCAAAAAUAUUACCCCUGCUUCAAACAACAAAGAGUUGUUGCAAAAGAAUGGGCUGGAAAUGAUAUAGUUGUUUUAAAUGGACCAUUUACAUUUCAAAAAGAAAAUAAUCAUGAUGUUUAUGAAAUCAAACUAGCUUCUUGGGCAUAUAUCAAGAACCUACCUAACAAUAUAGAGAAUCUACUGAAUCUUCUUGAAAAGUUUAACCUUCUUAAUCAUGAUGGGAUUAAAAAAGAUGAAAUACAUAUAAAAAUUGGUGGUGAUCAUGGAGGUGGUUCUUUUAAAAUGAGCUACCAAAUUGUUAAUCAAAAUCAGCCUAACUCAAAAUCAAAUAGUUUUGUGUUUAGUACUUUUAAAGCAAAAGACUAUCGCACUAAUCUGAAAGUUGGGCUAUCUAGAUAUACACAACAAGUUGAUGAGAUGCAAAAAAUGAAUUGGAAAAAUCACCAUUUUCGUGUCUUUAUGUUUGGAGACUAUGAUUUUCUGUGCAGCGUAUACGGAAUCACUGGAGCUAAAGGUCGGCAUUGCUGUCUCUUUUGUGAUAUAACUAAGGAAGAGAUGAAAAUAAUUCCAACAAGUCGAAUACGUGUUGUUUCACAUAGAACACUUAAUUCUUUAAGUGAUAACUUUGAAUCUUUCCAGAAUUCUGGAGGAGUUUUAAAGAGUGCAAAGCAUUUCAAUAAUGUUAUUGAUCAAUCUUUGUUUAACAUUCCUUUGGAUCAAAUUGCUGUGCCUGCAUUACAUAUAUCACUCGGUAUCUAUUUGAAAUUUUUUGUUAUGUUAGAAGAUGAGUGUCAUUUAGUUGAUAUAAAACUUGCUGGAGAACUUGCAUUAAGAAAUAAAAUUAUUGGUAAAACUGAAUUUGAAAAGUACAUUACCAUGCAUGUCAAAUCUUUUAAAUAGCAUUAUUGCAGAUUGCCUAGAAAAAAUUGCUCUUCUACAAGAUACAGUUGGAAUAAAAGUAUUGCGUGAACCUGAAAGAGCUGAAAAUAUUUUGAAAAUUUAUAAGCCAAGAAUACUUUACUAUGAAUUGAGAAAAAAUGACAAGUCAAAAGAACUACAAAAUUUACGUGAAAGUAAUGAACUAGAUAAAGUUUCAGGACCAUGCAUUCAAAAACUCGAUGAAGUAUUGAAAGCAAAUAAAGUUGAAAGGCAAGCAUACCAUGGAAAAUGUUUUGUAGGAAACCAUGUUCACAAAAUGCUAAAACAUCAACCAUUACUUGACUUAUGCAAUUCAAUUCCUAAGCUAGUUGUAGACCUUGGCUUUAUAGAUACUGAUGUUCACUUAUUAUCUAUUGAUGUGAGCCAAAAUUUAAAAAGUUAUUUUCUUAUUACUCUAAAUGUCAUAACAUUAUGAACAGCUCACAUUCUUUUGAAGAUUAUGAUGUUCAGGAACUUGAAUUAGCAAUCAAAAACCUGAUGGAAUUUUAUAGAUUGACAUGGCCAGAAGCUACUAUAACACCAAAAAUGUAUUUACUUGAAAGCCACGUAUCUCAGUUCAUUGAAAAAUGGAGAUUAGGAAUAGGAGUUUAUGGUGAACAAGGUGGUGAAAGUUUGCACGCUGAGUUCAACAAUCUGAAUAGAUUAUUCUGGCAUAUGAAGGGAUGUAACCGACUUGAAAGCACUAUCAAAGAACAUUUUCUAAGAAAUCACCCUAAGGCGAAAGGUAUGAAGCCAAUCGUAAAAAAAAGGAAAAAGAAUUAAUAAACAUUUUGCUAAUUUUACAUAUUAUAAUAUUUGUUAUAUUUUAAAAUAUAAAAGAUUAACACAAAUCGGCAUAGCAUGCCUCGCAUUUUAAAA